CAGAACCAAGGUCCGAGGAUGAUCCUCUCGACUUCACGGCUGAGAUCAGGAACACUUCAAAGGAAACUGACCAGGAUGAGCAAGAGAUCAGGAAAGUCGUGAAGAAGAGAAUCCUCAAUCAGUAUGAAGAGCAACUAAGAGGACAUGAAACCGACACAAAACUCUACGAGAUACAAGCUGUGGAAAACGCUAAAGCUAAAGCCCAACAAUUUAAUGAAUUAUUUCGUAACUCAAAGAAAAAGAAAGUGAGAACAGUGCUGAUGAAGGGAGUGGCAGGUGUUGGUAAAACAUUUCAAACGAAGUUGUUCAUGGUAGAUUGGGCAAAGGGAAAAUCCAACAAAGAGAUAGAUCUGAUAGUGUCAUUUCAUUUUGGUGCGCUGAAUUCAAGAAAAGAAGUUCAAAGCCUGAAAGAUCUGAUCUGUGAUUCCCUCGAUGACGAUAAACACAGAAUUGAUAACUACGACAUGCGUAAAGUAGCUUUUGUCCUUGAUGGCUUGGAGGAAUGUAAACUUCCUCUGGAUUUUGCAAAGAACGAGGACCUGACUGAUAUCGAAGACCCAGCCUCGAUUGAUGUGCUGCUGACUAACCUCAUCAAGGGGAAAUUGCUUCCCUCUGCUCUGCUCUGGAUCAUCUCUCAACCUUCAGGAGUUGACAAGAUUCCUUCUGAUUAUAUUGACAAAUUGACAGAAUGCCGAGAGACCUUAAAGCGAUGGGAGAAACUGACCUCAGCCCUGCGAGACAGAUUUCUUCGAGAAACCACUCAAGAAGAAGACGUAGAUCAUCCUAACCAGAAAAACACGGAACACGUCAUGAGAGAAGACCGAAGUGGUGAUGUCAAUGACGAAGAGAAAAUUGGACAUACUGAACCGAAAUCUGUGACACGAGUCAAAGCAGGAUCUGACAUCUUCAAAGAUACAAAAGGAAAAAAGAUCAGAACUGUGCUGACCACCGGAGAAGAUGGAAUUGGAAAAUCCUUCCAUGUGCAGAAAUUCAUAACAGAGUGGGCUAAAAAUGGCAAGAAGUCACAUUUCAGGCAUUACGUCAUAAUUCCACUUAACCUCUUUAAGAUGAAUUCGAUUAAAGAGGAACGAGUCAGUUUGAUGGGAGUUCUUAAUCAUUUAUACAAGGAAACUAAAACAUUUGUGAUCUCUAACUUUAAAGAUUUCAAAGUUUUAUUUGUCUUGGAUGGUUUGGAUGCUUAUCAACGUCCUCUUGACUUUGACAACAACGACACCUUGACUGACGUCAGAGAGCUAGCUUCUGUGGAUGUGCUACUGACAAACCUCAUCAGAGGAACACUGAUUCCUUCUGCCCAAAUCUGGAUAACCUCCCGACGGAAGUUGCCUGAUGCACGUGUCGAUAGGAUGACAGAAAUACGAUGGAAGCCUGAUGUUGCAAGUCAACAGAAGCUCAAAUCUCAGCUGAAGGAGCAAUUUUCCUAUGUGCAUGAGGGAAUCGAUGAAACCUCCACUCUUCUGAAUGAGAUCUACACAGAUCUCUACAUUAUAGAGGGAGAGAGGGGAGAGGUCAAUGUUCAGCAUGAGAGCCGACAAAUUCAAGAUGCAAAGUUCAAACCAGUGGGAGAAGAAACAUUGAUUAAAUAUCAUGACAUCUUUAAACCUGCAUCUGGAGAAAAUCUACCCAUUAGAACUGUGCUGACGAUGGGAUUGGCAGGCAUUGGAAAGACCUUUGCCACAAAGAAGUACAUGCUGGACUGGGCUGAGGGUAGGGCCAACGGGGACAUAUUUUUUAUGUUUCCACUUUCUUUUCGGGAACUGAAUUUGAGAAAAGAGCAAGAUCACAGCUUGGAGGAACUCCUUCAUCAGUUUUUUCCUGGUAUGAAGACAUCAGAAAUAAUGCACUAUGACCAGUACAGAACCCUGAUUGUCCUGGAUGGUCUUGAUGAAUGUCGCCUCGAUCUUGACUUAAAUAAAAGUAAACCUUGGACAGAAAUGAGAAAGCCAACCUCAAUCAAUGUUCUGCUGACUAACCUUAUCCACGGAAAUCUGCUUUCUAAAGCUCAAAUCUGGAUCACGUCCCGACCUGCAGCAUCUCACCAUAUCCCUGCUGAUAAAGUUGACCGGGUUACAGAGGUGCGAGGAUUUAAUGAUGAGCAGAAGGAGGAGUACUUCAGGAAGAGAUUCAGUGAUAAAGAUUUGGCUGAGAAAAUCUUGUCACAUGUUAGAAAAUGUAGGAGCAUUUACAUCAUGUGUCACAUCCCUGUCUUCUGUUGGAUCACGGCAAAAGUCCUGGAGGACUUUGUGAACAGAAACGAAGAAGGGAGGAUGCCCAAGACCAUGACUGACAUGUACAUAUACUUCCUUGUGUUACAGUGCAGACAGGCUACUGUGAAGUAUGGUGAAGAUGAGACAAUUGAGAAGUGCGAGACAGAUUCCUGCUGGAAUACAAGAAACAAGGAAACAAUCAUGUCUCUGGGAAAAUUGGCUUUUGAGGGGCUAAAGGAAGGAAACCUUCUAUACACCGAAGAGCACUUGACAGAGUGCGAAGUUGACAUCACAAAAACUGCUGUCUUCUCAGGAUUAUUCACUCGGAUCACAAAAGAAGGCUCUGGGCUGUACCAACAGAAAUUGUUUUGCUUUGUCCAUCUGAGCAUUCAAGAGUUCCUGGCAGCAUUUUAUGUCUUUCACACAUUCAAUAACACAGGUGAAAAUCUGCUUGCCAUGCCUUCUUCAACUGUUGGAGACUUCCCUGCAGACUUCUACAAGACAGCGGUGGACAAGGCUUUAGAUAGCAAAAAUGGAGAAUGGGAUCUGUUUCUCCGCUUCCUGUUAGGCCUGUCUCUGGAGACAAAUCAGAAUCUACUGCAAGAGCUGCUGAAGAAGAGAGAAGACAACAAGGACACUGCCAACAAGGAAACCAUUGGGUACAUCAAAGAAAAGAUUAGGGAAGAGAAUAGCGAUGCUGAUAAAAAUUGCAAUCUGUUCUACUGUCUGAAUGAGCUGAAUGACCACUCCCUUAUAGAAGAAGUGAAAACGUACCUGCAAUCAGAAACACUCACAUUCGAAACAUUCUCCGCUUCCCAGUGGUCAGCUCUGACUUUUGUGCUGCUGACAUCAGAUGAGAAACUCGACGUGUUUGUUCUGAAAAAGUACCUGAAAUCAGAGAAAGUUCUUCUGGGAAUGUUGCCGGUGGUUAAAGUCUCCAAAACUGCUCUGCUGAGCUGGUGUGAGCUCUCUGAGGAAUCCUGCAGAGGUCUUGCAUCCUCAGUUUUCCACUCCCCAUCCUGUAAUCUGACAAAUCUGGACCUGAGUCAUAACGACGUGCUGGAUACAGGUGUGCAGAUGCUUGCUGACGGCCUGCAGAGUCUACACUGUAAGCUGGAGAUUCUCAAUCUGUCAGGUUGUCAGGUGACAGAGAAAGGCUGCUCCUUCCUUGCCUCUGCUCUCAAGUCCAAACCGGCCUCCUCCCUGAAACAGCUGGAUCUGAGUUACAAUCACCCAGGAGCCGAUGGGGGGGCAAUGCUUUCUGCUAUAGCUGCAGAUCCAAAUAUGAGCCUGAAGACACUCUGUUUGGACUACGGUGGAGCGCAUCGGUUAAAGCCAGGGCUGAAGAAGUAUGGUGUUGAUCUGAAGUUUGAUGAAAGCACUGCAAGCAAGAGGCUUACUCUGUUUGAUGAAAACAGGAAAGCAAAAACUGUAGAAAAGAUAAAGGAGAAAGUGCAACGACCAGAAAACGACAACAGAUUUAAGAGGACUCAGAUGUUUUGUGAGGAGGGCCUAAAAGGCUUCUGCUACUGGGAGGUGGAAUGGGAAGGGGUGGUCGGCAUUGCAGUGGCAUAUAGAGCAGUGGGUAGAAGUUGGGACGGAAGUGGUGGCCUAGGAUGCAAUGAGAAGUCCUGGAGUCUGCUCUGCUCGAGGACUGGAUACACUGCCAUACAUGGGAAGACAUCCAAAGAUGUUAAGCCCAACGACGGGACAACGUCCAAAGAUGUUAAGCCCAAAGAAGGGAAGACAUCCAAAGAUGUUGAGCCCAACAACGGAAAGACAUCCAAAGAUGUUGAGCCCAACAAUGGAAAGACGUCCAAAGAUGUUGAGCCCAACAAUGGAAAGACGUCCAAAGAUGUUAAGCCCAAUGACGGAAAGACGUCCAAAGAUGUUAAGCCCAAUGACGGAAAGACGUCCAAAGAUGUUGAGCCCAACGACAGGAAGACGUCCAAAGAUGUUGAGCCCAACGACGGAAAGACGUCCAAAGAUGUUGAGCCCAACGACGGAAAAACAUCCAAAGAUGUUGAGCCCAACGACGGAAAGACGUCCAAAGAUGUUGAGCCCAACGACGGAAAGACAUCCAAAGAUGUUGAGCCCAACGACGGAAAGACGUCCAAAGAUGUUGAGCCCAACGACGGGAAGUUGUCCAAAGAUGUUAAGUCUAACAACAAGAAGACAUCCAAAGAUGUUAAGCCCAAUGACGGGAAGUUGUCCAAAGAUGUUAAGUCUAACAAGAAGAAGACAUCCAAAGAUGUUGAGCCCAACGACGGGAAGUUGUCCAAAGAUGUUAAGUCUAACAAGAAGAAGACAUCCAAAGAUGUUGAGCCUAAUGACAAGAGGACGUCCAAAGAUGUUAAGCCCAUCGGAGGGAAGACAUCAAAAGACGUUAAGUCCAAAGACAAAAUGCCCCUUUGUAAAAAAAUAGGAGUAUUUCUGGAUUGGGAAGCUGGUACUCUGACUUAUUACGAUGUCACACCUGAAAAGCAGUUUCUCAUACACACCUUCCAUGCCAAAUUCACAGAACCUCUCUUCCCAUGCUUCUGGUUUAAGAAGGGCUCUGUGACUUUGUGUGAGAUGAACUCGAUGCUCCACUCGAUGCUCCACACUAAAUUUCAAUAGAUUAGCAAAAACUUACCGGCAUCAUUUCAAUACCAUGAUGUGAAAUACUGAUAGGUUUAACAACCGGAGAUCGUUUCCUGCCCAAUGUUAAUACAUUGACUUUUAAAUAUAUAUUUUACUUGUUCUCAUUUUUUUGUCCGUUGUCUUUGCAUGCCAUAUAGGUACAUUUGUUUUUUUCACAAAUCUGUUAACUUGUAUAUUGUGUUCACAAAGCUAUUGAUACUGCAGAUGGCAACUAUUCAAACACUUUUCUUUGGUCACUUCACUCUGUACUCUUUGUGAGCUGAUCGAAGUUUCGAGUCAGAGCAGAAGGUACAAACAUACUUCAGACAUAUGAGCAUAUACAAUAUACAGUCAGGAGGAAAUGUACAGCAUUUGGUCAGCUUUACUCCUGUCUCUGAUGGAUUAUUUUUGCACUGAUAAAAUUUCAAGGAAAUUAGCUGCUUUUACAAUUCAAUAUGUCUCAUGUUAGAAUAAGUAAAUGUGGGUUGGACUGUAAUAAAUGUGGAACCUGUCAUAGAAGAGCUGUCUGUACGCUAACCCACAGACCACUGAACUACUUUCAUAAUGUAAUCACUUAUUUCUUUUUUAAAAUGUAAUGUAGAGCAUGUUAGAGGGACUUCAUUUUUGGACAAUGUGUCUAUAGUGGUAAAGAAUGUUUGAUAUGUAAACACAUUAUAUACUUACUUACUUAUAGUCCCUCAUUCUUUAGUACUUGCUGUCAUUUAUCUUCUCCCAAUUCAUUUUAGCUGAACGUCACAUUCCCCUGAGUUGAUUGGAGGCUCAUUCACAUCACCUGUUGUGCAGGAUGUGGUGAUUGGCUCCUAAUUAAGAAUUGAGAGCAGCUUGGUGCAUUUCCUGUCUUGGCCAAUCAGAAUAAGUCGACACCCUUUCGUUAGGGUAAGAGAAGUGGGGAACAUUCUGAUCAUUCCUCGACUCAAUGCAGAUCUCAUUUUAGCCAGAUACUCUGGUCUUUAGGCCCUUUUGAUACUUCCUUGCUGUCUUAUCUGUUGUAAUUGAGGGUUAUUUUCAGUGUUCUGAAACUAGCUGGAGUGAAUAUUUAAGAACACCUUUACUCUAAGUUACCUGCAUGAGGUCUAUUUGCACAAGAGUUUGUGCUUGCUUAAUGUUUGGAGGCGUUAUGUUAUCGUUUGUGUGUUGGUCAAUUUUUAUUGAGAUCCCUUUUUAUACACAUUUCAUUUUUAUCAACUGGGCAUUUUUUCAUUGUGAAGGCAAUUGUGAGACUUUUUUCUCCAAGUAAAUAUUUUUGUAUCAGCUCAGCUGAAAUCUGGGGCUUCGGUAUCGCCACAACGUAAUAUGGAAAUAUGCUAACUGAUGAGAUUCUGAUGCAAAGGCAUGGAAGAGAAAAAAUAAAUAAUUACAACUUCUCUAAAACAAUCUGACGUGUGUGUGUGUGUCUGUAUAUACCAUGCAUCCAAAUCUCAUUUAGUGCAUUAUUAUUAUAUUUAUUCUACAACAGACUCAAGAAUCCUUUCAAUGAAUAUGAUAAUAACUGCUCACACUUUUGGACAGUCCCUCCUGGAAGAAGUGUUGCACUUGUUUGCGCCUCUGCACAGCGGGCCAAUCGCAGUGUCUUCUUCUUUCUGCCCCAAGAAGACACUUCUCAUGUCUGUCUUCCUCACUCUGUCAGUUCAUUACUUGGCCAGGUCAUCGUCUCUUCAUCCAUGUCUCUUUCUCCCCCUCCGUAUUUCUCUUGUCUUUCUCAGAACAGUCUGUCGGACAUGAUUUAUUGACCUUUCCCUCCAUCUGAAUCCAAAUGACAAAGUGCCGCGCGUUUUGUUGUACUGUGUUAGGUAGUAGAGAGAGGAAUCCUGGUCCAUGGAGAGAUUUAAAUGGGUGAGUGAAAGCAACUGCCAUGUACAUUCUCCAGAUCCAGGAUGCGAGGUGAUAUUGAAACAGCACAUUUAGAUUGAGAGAUACGGCUAUAGGAAUCAUGAUUGAGCCUGAUGGGAGAAAUUAUUCCCAUUAAUCUCCUUCACAUUGUAGCGAAAAGAGGAACACUGAAAAAAGAGAAAAGACUGGUCCUUUCUGUAUGCAUUCAUUAUGUACUGUAGUUUAAUUGCUAUUUCUCAAAAUUAAGAAAUGGCAAUUAAUAUUUCACUCCAUUUAUCCUGUCUACUUUCAUCUGCGGGACUGCUACGGUUUAACAACACAACCACCGAUUUUGACACCAGUUUCCUUCGAAUAUUUUGGGAAACCAAUUUUAGCCUUCCUACAGCUAACCGUUCAGUCUCGAAACCAAACAUUGAGAAAAGGCAUGUCAAAUAUCCUGAACAUUAUUUAAACAUUUCAGCUCAUUAACAAACUGGUUCUUGUCCCGGGUCCCUAAACAUACAGGGUGGUGUGCUUCAAAUAGGCACAGGACCAACACACAUUUUGAUAUCAUAGAUUACAAAAGCAGUAAAAACUAUGUUUGAUUCCUACAACCAAGUGUGUGUGUGUGUAUGUGUGUGUGUGUGAGCAUCUCAAUGCAGGCGGUAAUGAAUUACACCCAUGAAG
This is a messenger RNA of Anarrhichthys ocellatus (wolf-eel), 7364 nucleotides long. RefSeq lists its product as uncharacterized. Bases 261 to 4844 code for a protein of 1527 amino acids. Lineage: Eukaryota; Metazoa; Chordata; Actinopteri; Perciformes; Anarhichadidae. The transcript has 10 exons. The record is from RefSeq and is a predicted model, not a curated record. Gene Ontology annotation, molecular function: protein binding.